AUGACUAACCUCGCCGUUUCUAAUGGAGACGAACGACCGCCAAAAACCAACCAACCGCUGUCGUCGUCUCCAAUGUCGUCGCCGUCAUCGUUUACGUCACUGCCACGCGACAUGGUAUUAAACGUCAUAGCCCGCGUACCAAAACGGUUGUACCCAAUCCUCUGUUGCGUCUCCAAGAACUUGCGUAGUCUUGUUCGGUCGCCUGAGAUUCAAGAGACUCGAUCUUUAAUCGGAAAGGAUUCUCUUUAUAUCUGCGUCGAGGACAUAACUAGGGAUGAAGAAUAUGUGAUUACGCGUACUUAUCACUGGUUCAAUCUCCGCAGGGUUGAGAAGAGUACGACCGAGAAUGUCUUCGUCUCCGUCGAUUUCUCUUUCCUUUCCGAGUCUUGUCAUGUCUCUUCUUCCAUCUUCGCCGUUGGUCCUGAGAUGUUCUUCAUUCUUAAUGAUGGCUCACCAAGCUUUAGGAUCUUUGACACCCAAUCUGGAAAGGUUCGUCAAGGACCUAGUUUGCUAGUGAACCGAACGUACAAUUGCGUAGGAAUAGUCGGCGGUAAGAUCUAUGUGAUCGGAGGAUACAAAGAAGACGAGCUUACAGCGGAAAGCUUUGAUCUAAAGACGGAAGCGUGGGAAACAGCUCCGAGUCCCCAUAACAAAGAAAGACUUAUAUGGAUUCAUGGAACAGGUGCUUCACUAGACAGAAAGGUUUGUGCUGUAAGCUUUUUUCGAUGCCUGACAUGUUACGAUCCUAGAGAUGGUUCUUGUGAGACAUCCCAGAUGUCAUUUAGCGACUGGUGGAACACAGGAGUGUGUGUUAUAGACAAUGUGCUCUACGUUUACUUCUUUAGUUACGGUUUAAUGUGGUAUGACACUGAACUGAAGCUAUGGAGAUUGGUUUAUGGUUUGGAUCUUGGCGAAGCUCAAGGCGUUGCAAUGGCUGAAUACUAUGGGAAGUUGGCGUUUCUAUGGGAGAAACCUAGUCUUGUUAGUAGUGAAAGCAAAGAGAUUUGGUGUAGAAUGAUUGGUUUGGCUUGGAGUGAAGCAGAAAUCAAUGGAACUGCAGAACCAUCUCAACUUCUUAGGAUUGUUCCUCGCACCUUUGAUUUUCACCAUUGUCUGUCGGUUGGUUAA
Molecule: messenger RNA, 1128 nt
Organism: Camelina sativa (false flax)
Lineage: Eukaryota; Viridiplantae; Streptophyta; Magnoliopsida; Brassicales; Brassicaceae
Source: RefSeq, a predicted model, not a curated record